Dendrobium catenatum is the source of this 2616-nucleotide messenger RNA. RefSeq names its product starch synthase 2, chloroplastic/amyloplastic. Gene Ontology annotation, molecular function: alpha-1,4-glucan glucosyltransferase (UDP-glucose donor) activity. NCBI's taxonomy places the organism in Eukaryota, Viridiplantae, Streptophyta, Magnoliopsida, Asparagales, Orchidaceae. The transcript has 8 exons. The coding region runs from base 263 to 2362 and encodes 699 amino acids. The record is from RefSeq and is a predicted model, not a curated record.
ACAGAGACGAGGAAACCUCGCAUAUCAUCUGGCACACACUAAUCAAUAGCCACGACAGCAAAUCCAAAUCUGAGCUACUCCAUUGUGUGCGUUGUCCCUCAUCUCCCUCUCCAUGGACACACUUCUUCAAAAGCUCCAACUUUGCUCAUUGGCUGUUUCUCCAAUCUCGAACUCUUCCUCUUUUUCUCUAACGUUCCACAUUUCUCCUUGUGGGUUAGUUUAACUCAUCGCUUGAGAUCCUUGACGUCAUCUAGUGAGGGAAAUGGCGUCUUUGGGGACUCUCUCUUUGGUUUUGGACGUCUACCCGUUGUACAAAGCCGAGCAGAGGAUCUCAUAUUUUAGCGGGGGCGUCCUGAAAGUUAGGUCUUUGAAAGCUGAAAAUCGUCAGUUCUCGGUCAGCUGCGGUGCGGGUGAGGAGGGUUUUGAGGUUUCGUCACUGCAAAGGAAGCUUGUUCAGAAGAGCUUUCCGCAAAUUGCUGAAGAAGGGGAAGCUGGCUCUUCUAUUAGCUCGGUGCAGCAAGAACUUUUUGACAUUCAUUCCAGCUUCAACGUGCAUAUAGAUGCAACAGAAGCCAAACCAUCAGAAAUUCCAUUUCUUGGUGCCUCUAGAAACUUUCGUGAUAAAUCAAAUGAACUUGAUGGUGGGUUACCAGAUGGAAAGGCUUCUGUAGGAGAUAUUGGAUUACUCAAACAGGCCAAUUUGACCCCCAAAUCUGUAGCACCACCUCAGGAAUCUAAGCUACAAGUUAGUGAAAAGUAUGAGACAGAAGAUGUAAAAUUGGAGGACCUGAUAGAACCACAUGCCAUUAGUUUAGGUUUUGGGAAUGAUUUAGCCCCAGAGGAAGAUAACAAGCCUUCUCUUCCUUUGGCUGGGGUCAAUGUCAUGAAUAUCCUAUUUGUAGCUGCAGAAUGUGGUCCUUGGUCCAAAACAGGAGGGCUUGGAGAUGUUGCUGGAGCUUUGCCAAAGGCUUUAGCUAGGCGAGGCCAUCGGGUGAUGGUUGUGGUACCAAUGUAUGGUGACUAUCCUGAACCAGAAAACACAGGAGUGCGCAAAAGGUAUAAGGUUGAUGGACAGGAUAUUGAAGUAUCCUAUUACCAUGCCUACAUUGAUGGGGUAGAUUUUGUAUUUCUUGAGUGUUCGCUGUUUAGGCACUGUCAGCAUAACAUAUAUGGUGGAGAUAGGCUGGAGAUACUGAAACGGAUGAUUUUGUUUUGUAAAGCAGCUGUAGAGGUUCCCUGGCAUGUUCCAUGUGGAGGUGUCUGUUAUGGAGAUGGAAAUCUAGUUUUUAUUGCUAAUGAUUGGCACACCGCACUAUUACCCGUUUAUCUGAAAGCCUAUUACCGUGACCAUGGAGUGAUGAAGUAUGCUCGAUCUGUUUUGGUCGUACACAACAUAGCUCAUCAGGGUCGCGGUCCUGUGGAAAACUUUUUCCAUGUGGAUCUUCCAGAACAGUACCUGGACCUUUUCAAGCUCUAUGAUCCAGUUGGUGGUGAUCACUUCAACAUAUUUGCAGCUGGCCUGAAAACCGCUGACCGGGUGGUUACCGUCAGCCAUGGCUAUGCAUGGGAGCUGAAGACCUCUGAAGGUGGCUGGGGCCUCCAUGAGAUCAUCAACCACAAUGACUGGAAAUUUCGAGGUAUCGUGAAUGGGAUCGACACCAACGAUUGGAACCCGAAGUUCGACGUUUACCUCCAAUCCGAUGGUUACACCAACUACUCCCUCAAAACACUUAAAACCGGCAAACCCAAAUGCAAGGCUGCCUUGCAGAAAGAAUUAAGUCUACCUCUCCGCCCCAAGGUUCCAGUCAUUGCUUUCAUUGGGAGAUUGGAUCAUCAGAAAGGAGUGGACCUCAUAGGAGAUGCUAUGCCAUGGAUUGCUAGUCAAGAUGUGCAGCUAAUCAUGCUAGGAUCAGGAAGACCAGACCUUGAAGACAUGUUGAGAAGGUUUCAGGAACAGUACCAUGACAAGGUGAGAGGAUGGGUUGGUUUUUCUGUGAAAAUGGCGCACCGAAUCACUGCAGGGGCUGACAUUCUACUCAUGCCAUCGAGAUUCGAGCCUUGUGGACUGAACCAGCUCUAUGCGAUGACCUAUGGAACUGUUCCAGUGGUGCAUGCCGUGGGAGGAUUGAGGGAUACUGUCACUCAGUAUGAUCCUUUUAAGGAAACUGGGCAUGGAUGGACCUUCGAUAGAGCUGAGGCUGGGAAGCUCACAAAUGCACUGGGUAAUUGUUUGAAUACUUACUGGAACUAUGAAAGUAGCUGGGAGGGUCUUCAGAUGCGAGGAAUGACGCAGGAUCUCAGCUGGGACAAUGCUGCUAAGAUUUAUGAGGAAGUUCUUGUGGCUGCCAAGUAUCAAUGGUGAGUUUCAGACCGUUCUUUCUUAAGCUGAUGAACAGAGAUGCUGUAUUUUUUGUAUGUUAUUGCAGCUUUUCUGAAAGCAGUUUCUUGUUCCAUUAGAUAUUAGAUAGAGCAGGAAUUUAUGCUGUAUAUUGUAUGAUAAGUUGUAUUAAGUUCAGUGAUCCUGCUGGCUUCCUGCUAAAACGUCUUCUUACAACUUCUUUGUGUUUUUUAUUAUUUGGUAUGAAGGGAUAACCAAUAAAUUGAAGAGCGAACCAA